UUUGAUUUUUGGACGGAACCUGUGCGAGUUAUGGAAAAUGUUACACUUCACGUAUCCGGAUCCACCGCAGAACAAUUUGAAGGUACACUUCGAAGAAAAGGGAUGCCCUUCUAUACCAUCACUGAUAAUUUGCAAAGUUGGAUUGAGAGAGAAAGAGAAGAAAAUUAUCCGGGAACACACUUAGAGGGACGGACGGCCGGAUUUGCAUUCGAUGUCUACCAUCCACUAGACGAGAUUAUUGCAUACUUAGAUGAUACAAGUAGAAAAUAUCCCAAUCUUACCAAGCUCAUGAAUAUGGGUGACACCUAUGAGGGAAAUAUAAUUUACUUAUUGAAAAUCAGUUCCGGAGGUAAUGAUACGCGACCCGCAGUCUGGGUAGAUGCUGGCAUACAUAGUAGAGAAUGGGUUGCUCCAGCCACUGCUCUCUUCAUGAUUAAUCACUUGCUCCUUAAUUAUGGUACAGAUCCAGAAGUGACCAAGCUGGUGGAUACACAUGAUUGGUACAUCCUUCCUUUGGUCAACCCAGACGGAUAUUUGCAUACGUGGGACUGGAAUCGCCUAUGGAGGAAAAACAGAGCAGUUGCUCCAAGUUUCCCAGGAGUUCUUCUCUGCAGGGGAACAGACCCAAACAGAAACUUUGACAUAUUUUUUGGAGGUCCCAGCACGAGCUCCACUCCGUGUUCACAAAUUUUCAAAGGAGAUCAUCCUUUCUCUGAAGCUGAAAGUUCCGCCAUUAGAGAUGGGGUUAUGUCUAUCAGACAUCGUCUUAGAGCCUAUUUCACACUUCAUUCCUUCUCUCAGCUGUGGAUGACCCCACACGGAUACACAACAAUGCAAGCACCCGACUUCGAAGAACACAUGGAGUUGUUGAAAAUAGCGGCUAAAGCAGUAGAAAAAACGCACGGAGUUUCGUACAGAUACGGACCAUCUGCUCGGACAUUAUACGCUACAAGUGGUAGUGCUUCUGACUGGGUAUACGAUGUAGCUGGCGUCCGGCACAGUUUCAUCGUAGAGCUACGAGACAGAGGCGUUUAUGGAUUUCUGCUUCCCAGGUCUGAAAUCUUGCCAACCAGCGAAGAAACGUGGGCUGGUAUAACGUCAAUUGUUUCACAUCUAUAUAAUAAAGACCCAGAUAAGGUAUAUACUUCUACUUCGACUUCUUCCAGCACCAGUACUACCACUACUUCUACAGUAAAAGCUACAAAAGAAACGACGACAAAGAAAUCUACUUCUACAUCAACAAUGUCUUCUACUACGGCAUAAAUAGUGUAUUUGUUAUAUUUGGAGAACUUCGAAAACAUUUAAAAAAUACAUUGUUAUAUAGUUUAGCAUUUGAGUCGAACGCAGACUAAUAUCAUUUUAGCAUAAAAUUCACAUGUUUUUUUUUAAUUUAUUUAAAACUAACUUUUUUUCAUCUGCUUUCUUAAAUCUGGGUUGACUAUAACAACACCAUAAUUAUUAAACCAUUCACUGUGAGCUUAACUGAACUACAAGUAUAUCAAAUAUAGAACCUUAAAAUCCAAUCUUAACUUACCGUUAACUCUCACCUAUACAAUAAUGAGCGAGAUUUUAACUUGUAUAAAAUCUUAUUAAGAACCAUAAACUGUGACAUUAAUUAUUAAUAAACUCAAAAUGCAGAACCUUAAAUUUUAUAAAACUAUUAUAAAACGUUAACUAUACGGUAUCUAUUGCAAAACCUUAUCUAUAUCUCAACUAUUAGAUGACUUUAACUGAUGCAAAGCUUUAAUCCAAUCUUAUACUAAAUUCUUAAGCUUAUUAAUGUUGCAAAAAAUCAAUUAUAAAGCAAAACUUUUCAUUGCAAUCUUAAAUAUUGUGAAAUCCUUACAAUACAAUCUUAAACAAUGAUCUAAACUAAUUCCAGAAUAUUUUAAAUCAGUUGUAAAAUAAAUUUAAAUGGCAUUAAAAAAAAUCGAAUAUUAUUUGUGAGAAUUUUGAUUGAAACUUCGGAUAAAGAUCUUUAGAGUUGUCAGUUUCUUUUUUCAAUUUAAAAAUUUUAUUUAAUAUUUUCAUAUUUCAUAAUCACGUUGACUUCAAAAUAAAAUAACAUCAUCUUAUAUGUUAAUUUAUUAUUAAUGUUCCUACUUAUUUAAAUGUAACUGGUUUAUAUAUGGACCUUGGCUGGUUCAAGGUGUGUUUUGUAAAUUAAAUUUUCGUUUUUUAAAA
Parasteatoda tepidariorum (common house spider) is the source of this 2184-nucleotide messenger RNA. The record is from RefSeq and is a predicted model, not a curated record. Lineage: Eukaryota; Metazoa; Arthropoda; Arachnida; Araneae; Theridiidae.